This is a messenger RNA of Rhododendron vialii, 3264 nucleotides long. Its product is annotated as chaperone protein ClpB1. The coding region runs from base 261 to 2999 and encodes 912 amino acids. Lineage: Eukaryota; Viridiplantae; Streptophyta; Magnoliopsida; Ericales; Ericaceae. The transcript is spliced from 7 exons. Gene Ontology annotation, cellular component: cytoplasm. The record is from RefSeq and is a predicted model, not a curated record. Gene Ontology annotation, biological process: cellular response to heat. Gene Ontology annotation, molecular function: ATP hydrolysis activity; ATP binding.
GUAACAAAUAGAUGGAGGGAGAAGAGUCUAGUAGUUUCCAGUCCCACCCACAGAAAUCCAGAGGCCUCACUCGCUGUCUCUCUCUCCUCCUAUAUUACCGUACCACUUCUCCUUCCAAACUCAAACACGGAAGAAGAAGAACAAAGAAUCAAGCAACAGAGGUCACUAUUGCACGGUGUUAACCUAAGUCUGCGAUCGCAAUUCCUACAGUUUCCGUUCAGUCAUUCGUUGCAUUCGUUGAAAGGUUUAAAAUAUAAACAAUGAAUCCUGACAAGUUCACCCACAAGACAAAUGAGACCCUUGCCGGAGCUCAUGAACUGGCUGUGAAUGCCGGACACGCACAGUUUACCCCUCUCCACAUCGCCGCGGCUUUAAUCACCGAAACAAACGGUAUUUUCCGACAAGCAAUUGUCAAUGCUGGGGGCGGUGAAGAAGCUGCAAACUCGGUUGAAAGGGUCUUCAAACAGGCAAUGAAGAAGCUCCCCUCCCAGACCCCUCCACCGGACGAAAUCCCCGCAAGCACUACCCUCAUUAAGGUGAUCCGACGGGCUCAGUCCUCACAGAAGUCCCGAGGCGACACCCAUCUGGCCGUUGAUCAACUGAUCCUUGGCCUUUUGGAAGAUUCCCAAAUUGGAGAUCUGCUCAAAGAGGCAGGGGUUAGUACUUCACGUGUGAAAUCGGAAGUCGAUAAGCUUCGGGGAAAGGAAGGAAAAAAAGUGGAAAGUGCUUCUGGGGAUACUAAUUUUCAGGCUUUGAAGACUUACGGCCGGGACCUUGUAGAACAAGCUGGAAAACUUGAUCCAGUCAUAGGUAGAGACGAAGAGAUUCGGAGGGUUAUUAGGAUUUUAUCAAGGAGAACUAAGAACAAUCCGGUUCUUAUUGGAGAGCCUGGUGUGGGUAAAACUGCAGUAGUUGAAGGGUUGGCUCAGAGAAUUGUUAGAGGUGAUGUUCCUAGUAAUCUUAACGAUGUGAGGCUUAUAGCGUUGGAUAUGGGGGCAUUGGUUGCGGGAGCGAAGUAUAGGGGAGAGUUUGAAGAAAGAUUGAAAGCUGUUUUGAAAGAAGUAGAGGAGGCUGAAGGGAAAGUGAUUCUUUUCAUUGAUGAGAUUCACCUUGUCCUGGGAGCCGGUCGAACCGAGGGGUCAAUGGAUGCUGCCAACUUGUUGAAGCCGAUGCUUGCUAGGGGACAACUCAGAUGCAUUGGGGCAACAACUCUUGAGGAGUACAGGAAGUAUGUUGAGAAAGAUGCUGCUUUCGAGAGGCGGUUCCAACAGGUUUAUGUUGCUGAACCGAGCGUUCCUGAUACAAUUAGUAUUCUUCGAGGGUUGAAAGAGAGGUAUGAAGGUCAUCAUGGUGUGCGAAUUCAGGACCGAGCUCUUGUGGUUGCUGCACAGUUAUCAUCUCGAUAUAUUACUGGGCGUCAUUUGCCGGAUAAAGCGAUUGAUCUUGUCGAUGAAGCUUGUGCAAAUGUACGGGUCCAGCUUGAUAGUCAACCUGAAGAGAUUGACACCCUUGAAAGGAAAAGGCUUCAAUUAGAGGUUGAACUUCAUGCUCUUGAGAAGGAGAAAGACAAAGCUAGUAAAGCCCGACUUGUGGAAGUGAGAAAAGAGCUUGAUGAUUUAAGGGACAAGCUUCAACCAUUGAUGAUGAAGUACAAAAAAGAGAAGGAAAGGAUUGAUGGGCUCCGCAAACUCAAACAGAAACGUGAAGGGCUCCUCUUUGCAUUACAAGAAGCAGAAAGGAGAUACGAUUUGGCCAGGGUUGCUGAUUUAAAAUACGGUGCAAUUCAAGACAUUGAGGCUGCAAUAGCAAGGCUAGAAGGGACCUCAGAAGAGAAUAUGAUGCUCACAGAGACCGUUGGACCAGAACAAAUCGCAGAGGUAGUGAGCCGCUGGACCGGAAUCCCAGUAACCAGGCUAGGUCAAAAUGAGAAAGAAAGAUUGAUUGGACUUGCUGAUAGAUUGCAUGAGAGAGUUGUGGGACAAGAUCAAGCAGUUAUUGCAGUUGCAGAAGCGGUGUUAAGGUCUAGGGCUGGGUUGGGAAGGCCGCAACAACCGACAGGUUCGUUCCUUUUCUUGGGUCCCACCGGUGUUGGGAAGACCGAGCUUGCCAAGGCUCUUGCGGAACAAUUGUUUGAUAAUGAUAAUUUGUUGAUUCGGAUUGAUAUGUCUGAGUAUAUGGAGCAGCACUCGGUUGCUCGAUUAAUUGGUGCUCCACCUGGGUAUGUUGGCCAUGAGGAAGGUGGGCAACUCACAGAAGCUGUGAGGAGGCGGCCAUAUAGUGUGGUACUUUUUGAUGAAGUAGAGAAAGCUCAUCCCACCGUGUUCAAUACCUUGCUCCAAGUUCUGGAUGAUGGGAGGUUGACAGAUGGCCAAGGCCGCACAGUUGAUUUCACCAACACCGUGAUCAUUAUGACAUCGAACCUUGGAGCCGAGUAUCUCUUGGCCGGAUUAAUGGGCAAAUGUACUAUGGAAAAAGCUCGGGACAUGGUGAUGCAAGAGGUUAGGAAGCACUUUAAGCCCGAGUUGCUCAACCGGCUUGAUGAGGUUGUGGUGUUCGAUCCUCUAUCUCAUGACCAAUUGAGGAAGGUUGCGAGGCUUCAAUUGAAAGAUGUUGCAAGCCGCCUUGCGGAGAGGGGUAUUGCCUUAGGUGUGACUGAAGCAGCAUUAGAUGUCAUAUUAGCAGAGAGUUAUGAUCCGGUUUACGGUGCGAGGCCAAUCAGGAGAUGGCUGGAGAAGAGGGUUGUGACUGAGCUGUCGAAAAUGCUUGUGAGGGAAGAGAUUGAUGAGAACUCGACUGUUUAUAUCGAUGCUGCAUACAACAAAAAGGAGUUGACAUAUCGGGUUGAGAAGAAUGGAGGGCUUGUGAAUGCUGCGACCGGGCAGAAAUCGGACAUGCUAAUUCAAAUCCCUAAUGUACCGAGAAGUACCGAAGCUGCCCAGGCGGUUAAGAAGAUGAAGAUUGAAGAAAUAGAUGACGAUGACGAUGAGAUGAAUGAAUAAAUAUUUUGGUCUAUAGUAUGAGAGAUAUGGUGGAGUGAUUUUCAAAGCUUAAGAAAACUGCUAAUUCUAGUGGCUUCAUUCAGCUUUGGGCUGUGUAUAUUGAUGCUGUCUUUUUGCUCUUGAUGAAUUGUUGAACUGUUGAUGGGUGUGUACUCUUUGUUGUAUUCUAGUAUGAAGGCCGUGUAAUUGGCCAUUUUCUCUGUCAAGUGUGUGUUGAUUUUGUAUGUGUUCUUUUUGAGAAGAAGAAUUUCCAUUUUUCUUUUUA